AUGAAGAAAAUACAGGGAACAUGGGGCCUACAGUGGCUGAUGCGGAUGUCGCCGGACAAGCAAGAUACACUGCUGAAGAUGGUCAUACUGACCCUUGCUGCCAUUUUGUCUUUCUCAACACGUCUGUUCUCCGUGUUGCGAUUUGAGAGUGUCAUCCACGAGUUUGAUCCAUACUUCAACUACCGAACCACCAGAUUCCUAGCAGAGGAAGGAUUCUACAACUUCCACAACUGGUUCGAUGACCGGGCCUGGUAUCCUCUCGGGAGGAUUAUUGGCGGCACAAUUUAUCCUGGUCUCAUGGUGACCUCUGCCCUCAUCUACCAUGUGAUGAAUUUUUUACACUUGACCAUCGAUGUGAGGAACGUCUGCGUGUUUCUGGCACCCUUGUUCUCCAGCUUCACCACAAUUGUGACUUUCUACUUCACCAAAGAGCUCAAGGAUGCCUCUGCCGGUUUGGUGGCUGCCUCUAUGCUGGCAAUUGUCCCCGGAUACAUUUCCCGUUCUGUGGCUGGGUCCUACGAUAAUGAAGGCAUUGCCAUUUUCUGCAUGUUGCUGACCUACACUCUGUGGAUCAAAGCUGUGAAGACUGGCUCCAUCUUCUGGGCCUCCUUUGUGCUCUUUAGCAUACUUUUACAUGGUGAGUGCCGUUAUCUGGUGUCAUCGUGGGGAGGUUACGUGUUCCUAAUUAAUUUGAUUCCCCUGCACGUCUUGAUGUUGAUGAUUACUGGCCGGUUUUCUCACCGUAUCUAUGUGGCUUAUUCUACAGUUUACUGCCUUGGAACCAUACUCUCUAUGCAAAUUUCCUUUGUUGGUUUCCAACCGGUUCAGUCCAGUGAGCACAUGGCUGCCUUGGGUGUGUUUGGAUUGUGUCAGAUUCACGCCUUUGUAGACUUCCUCCGUUCAAAGAUGUCCACAGAGCAUUUCAACAUCCUGUUCCGAAGUCUGGUCUUGUUGGUUGGGUCAGUUGUCUUUGCGGCUGCUGCCGUGGCCACUGCUUUGGGCAAAAUCGCCCCAUGGACUGGUCGUUUCUACUCUCUGCUGGAUCCAUCCUACGCCAAGAACAACAUCCCCAUCAUUGCUUCCGUCUCUGAGCACCAGCCGACCACCUGGAGCUCCUUCUACUUCGACCUGCAGUUGUUGAUGUUCCUGUUCCCUGUGGGACUUUAUUACUGCUUCACCAAGCUGACAGAUGCCAACAUCUUCAUCAUCAUGUAUGGUGUCACCAGUAUUUACUUUGCUGGUGUGAUGGUUCGUCUGAUGUUGGUGCUGGCCCCAGUCAUGUGUGUCCUAGGUGGCAUCGGGAUGUCUGCAGUUUUGACCACUUACAUGAAGAACCUGGACAACCCCAUGAAGAAAGAGAAGAAGUCCACCAAGAAAAUAGAGUCUAACUAUCCCCUGAAGAAUGAGGUGGAUUGCCACCUGUGUAAUCCUACUAAUGACAGCUUUCCUGUUGUUCUACACCUACCAUUGCACCUGGGUCACCUCAGAAGCUUACUCGUCCCCUCCAUCGUGCUCUCGGCUCGCGGCGGAGACGGCAGUCGGAUCAUAUUCGAUGAUUUCAGGGAGGCUUACUAUUGGUUGAGACAUAAUACACCUGAGGAUGCUAAGGUGAUGUCCUGGUGGGAUUAUGGCUACCAGAUAACAGCCAUGGCCAACAGGACCAUCCUAGUGGACAACAACACCUGGAACAAUACGCACAUAUCCAGGGUCGGACAGGCGAUGGCAUCAACAGAAGAAAAAGCAUAUGAAAUCAUGCGAGAACUUGAUGUCAAUUAUGUUUUGGUGAUUUUUGGUGGAUUGACCGGAUAUUCUUCUGAUGAUAUCAACAAGUUUUUGUGGAUGGUUCGUAUCGGUGGCAGCACAGACAGGGGCAGUCACAUCAAGGAAUGGGACUACUACACGCCCCAGGGAGAGUUCCGCGUUGAUAAAGAGGGUUCUCCAGUUCUCCUGAACUGCCUCAUGUACAAGAUGUGCUACUACAGAUUUGGGUCCGUCUAUACAGAGGGAGGCAAGCCAACAGGUUACGACAGAGUCCGCAAUACAGAGAUUGGCAACAAAGACUUUGAACUAGAUGUCCUUGAGGAAGCUUACACAACUGAGCAUUGGUUGGUCAGAAUUUACAAGGUCAAGGACUUAGAUAACAGGGGAGCGUAA
This is a messenger RNA of Candidula unifasciata, 2154 nucleotides long. The record is from the annotation of a GenBank genome assembly. Lineage: Eukaryota; Metazoa; Mollusca; Gastropoda; Stylommatophora; Geomitridae.